This is a messenger RNA of Onychostoma macrolepis, 2843 nucleotides long. It is a transcript of the gene drd2l, whose product is annotated as dopamine receptor D2 like. Gene Ontology annotation, molecular function: dopamine neurotransmitter receptor activity, coupled via Gi/Go; G protein-coupled receptor activity. Bases 263 to 1711 code for a protein of 482 amino acids. The record is from RefSeq and is a predicted model, not a curated record. Gene Ontology annotation, biological process: adenylate cyclase-activating adrenergic receptor signaling pathway. Gene Ontology annotation, cellular component: glutamatergic synapse; presynaptic membrane. The transcript has 8 exons. NCBI's taxonomy places the organism in Eukaryota, Metazoa, Chordata, Actinopteri, Cypriniformes, Cyprinidae.
UAUUGUAGCCGUGUCUUUUCACAGUUUAUUUUAUGGCGAUAAUAACUGUUGAAAUAAACGAAUAUAAAUCAGAUGCAUAAUGAGCAGGAGCGUCUGAGAGAGGAGGAGGAGGAGGAGGCGCGCGCCUGUGAGGAACAGCGCGAAAAUGAGAGGAGAUCAGUUGCAUCUGCUGCAAUCAUCUGCAGCUUCUCAAUCACAUCUUUAUUCUGAUUCUCCAUUAAUAUGAAAGAAUUUUCUGUUGUUUCGUUGUAGGACUGUUGAGAUGCGUGUGAAGCUCCUGCUGAAUGACAGUGCCCAGAGGAGCUUCAUCAUGCCUCUUCUCAACGUGACUGCAGACGGCGUCUCCAGCGCUUCCCCGACCCCGGAUUCAUCUCCGUCUCUUUCCUCCACGGCGUUCUCCUCUCUCCCUCCGUCUCUGUCCUCGUUUCUCCCACAGACGAACUGCUCCGUGGCUCCGUCUCCCUCGUCUCCGCCGUAUAACUUCUACGCCGUGUUGCUGGUGUUGCUGAUUUUUUGUGUGGUGUUUGGUAAUGUGUUGGUGUGUGUGGCUGUGUCCCGAGAGAAAGCGCUGCAGACCACCACCAAUUACCUCAUCGUGUCUCUGGCCGUGUCCGACUUGCUCUUGGCCACGCUGGUGAUGCCCUGGGGAGUCUAUCUGGAGGUUGUUGGUGAAUGGAGGUUCAGUCGGAUCCACUGUGAUAUUCUGCUCACGCUGGACGUCAUGAUGUGCACCGCCAGCAUCCUCAACCUGUGUGCCAUCAGCAUCGACAGGUACACAGCCGUGGCCAUGCCGUUACUCUACAACACACGCUACAGCUCCAGAAGACGCGUGGCUCUGAUGAUCGCUGUCGUCUGGUUCCUGUCCUUUGCCAUCUCCUGCCCGCUGCUGUUUGGACUCAACAACACAGCCAGUCAGGAGGGGAGAGACUGCAGUUUUGCCGACCCUGCUUUCGUUGUCUACUCGUCUGUCGCUUCCUUUUAUGUGCCGUUCAUCGUGACCCUGCUGGUGUAUGUGCAGAUCUGCGUGGUUCUGCGCAGACGAGGCAGACGCACCGCACCUUCACGCAGACACGGCCUCCAUCCAGAGCCUGGAGAUGGACAGAGGUCCCGCAAGAAUAAAUGCACUCAUCCUGAAGAUGUGAAGUUGUGCACUUUAAUAGUGAAGCCUCCUCCAGCUGCUCCACAACGCAAGAAAGUGACGCUGGUGAAGGAGGCUGUGGUUCAUCCUCUGGACGUGGAGCCCGUGUGUUUUCUGGGUCCGGACAGAGAUCAGCAGCAGCAGCAGUCAUCUGGACGGCCUAAAAUCUCCCUGUCGGUGUCAGUGGCUCCCAGUCCAGCGCUCUCGGGCCCCGGCCCUCGCAGGGCCACGGUGCAGGAGAACACACACACACGCCACGGUUGGAGCGACAGAAACACAGACCGAGAGAAAGGAGCGGCGGCGAAGGAGAGAGCGAGAGGAAGACUGUCGCAGCAGAAGGAGAGGAAGGCCACGCAGAUGCUGGCCAUUGUUUUAGGCGUCUUCAUCAUCUGCUGGCUUCCUUUCUUCUUGACGCACGUUCUGAAGGCUCACUGCGGCAGCUGCUGCAUCUCUCCGUCGCUCUACAGCGCCGUCACGUGGCUGGGUUACCUCAACAGCGCCGUCAACCCCGUCAUCUACACCACCUUCAACAUCGAGUUCCGCAAGGCCUUCAUUAAAAUCCUGCACUGCUGACAGACGGCUGGGGAUUUACUGAACAAAAGAAGCUCCAGACAUUUGUCAAGAUGACACGGUGACAAAGACAAGAUGAGCUGCUUGAAAAGGCUUUGUUUGUGGAACUGAUUGUCUGAAACCGGUGUUACAGUACUGUGACAUUAAUGUGUUUUUAAAGGAGUAGCUUGUCUAGAAAUCAACAUUUUGUCAUCAUUUGCUGCCUUCAUGUCCAAACCUGUAUUAUUUUAGUUUUUUUGUGAAACACAAUCAUGAUGUGUUUAAGCGAAAACGAUCAUAGAUGUAGGGAUAUUCUUACUUACUUUCUCGAAAUUCCUGGUUUAAAUGUUGCAGUUCUGACUUUUUUUUCAGAAUUCUGAGUUUACAAAUUGGAAUUCUGUUUAUUUGUUUUCGCCACGCAAUUCUUACUUUAUAUCUCACAAUAUGCUGCAUUUGUUUCGCAAUUCUGACUUUCUAUCUCACAAUUCUGAUCUAUGUCUUGCAAUUUUGCGUUUGUCUCAAUUCUGUUUUUUUAUCUCACAAUUCUGCGUUUGUCUCGCAAUUCUGCAUUUGUUUUGCUAUUCUGACUUUCUGGCUUGCUAUUCUGAUUUAUAUCUCACAAUUCUGAAUUUGUCUCGUGAUUCUGAUUUAUAUCUUGCAAUUCUGAUUUAUAUCUUGCAAUUCUGAGUUUGUCUCGCAAUUCUGAGUUUGUCUCGCAAUUCUUCUUUAUAUCUCACAAUUCUGAGUUUGUCUCGCAAUUCUUCAUUAUAUCUUGCAAUUCUGAGUUUGUCUUGCAAUUCUUCAUUAUAUCUCGCAAUUCUGAUUUAUAUCUCACAAUUCUGAAUUUGUCUCGCAAUUCUGAGUUUGUUUCGCAAUUCUGAGUUUGUCUCGCAAUUCUGAUUUAUAUCUCGCAAUUCUGAUUCAUACUGUAGCUCGCAAUUCUUUGUUUGUCCAUGCAAUUCUGAUUUAUAUCUCGCAAUUCUGAGUUUGUCUCGCAAUUCUGAUUUAUAUCACAAUUCUGAAUUUGUCUCUUGAUUCUGAUUUAUAUCUUGCAAUUCUGAUUUAUAUCUCGCAAUUCUGAGUUUGUUUCGCAAUUCUGAGUUUGUCUCGCAAUUCUGAUUUAUAUCUCACAAUUCUGAUUCAUACUGUAGCUCGC